This is a messenger RNA of Symbiodinium sp. CCMP2592, 441 nucleotides long. The record is from the annotation of a GenBank genome assembly. Lineage: Eukaryota; Dinophyceae; Suessiales; Symbiodiniaceae.
AUGCCCAUCUUCUACGGCAUCAUUGCUACUCACGACCAAGCCUCAUUCCAAGUGCGUUUGCAAGAUCCCCGUGUGCAGAGCAUUGUCGCUGACGUUUUGCAACAGCCACUCAGCUGCAUUUUCGCCAGGUGCUGGGGCAAAGUUCUUGGACUGUUUCUGAGGUGGCGUGAUGUUUACGAGAAGCCGCUAGCGCCUGUGGCCACAGUUGAAACUGUGCCACUUGCAGCAGCUGCGCUGCAGAGCCUGAGCGGAGAGGACCAGGAGCAGCUGCCGGCCGCGGUUCCUGAUGAAAAGGAACUGGAGGAGAAACGUGUUUCAGCCAAGCAGGCAGCAGUCGCGGCACUGGCGCGUGCGGAAGUGGCGCGGUACCUUCGCUUCAUCGUCGCUAAUCCGUCCGACCCGGCAGCGCUGAAGAGUGUAGUGGAGCCGCAGCUCAGCUGA